AUGUUCGAUCGAUCGAUGGAGCGAGAAAGAUCGGGUACGCGUCAGGCGGAAGCACGCAGCAGCACGAUGAAAUCCGUCCCACCGUCAUCGUCAUCCGCGAGCAGGAAUCAAAGUACACCGUCAAGGUUGAGUUCCUUUGCGGGCAGUGCGAUGGGUUUGGAUCGGACGCUCAGUACACCACCGGUCGCUGAAUCGACGCACAUCGGCAGCACCAGCUUCAGUUCUGCCUGGAACGGUACCAGCAUCGGUGGACAGUCCAAACGGAGGCCCACCUCACCUUUACUGAACAACCGCACACUGUUCAAAAGCAGUGGGAAUCUGACGGGAAUUGGCCGUGUUAACUCACGCGUUCUGACUGAUGCGCAAAGUCCCGGUUUGGUGAAUCGAUUGGUGCGCUAUUACGAUCGGAGCCAGUCACAAACGAUGAAUCGUUCCCAGUCUCUAUCGAGCGUGUACAACAAACCGGGACAGUUUCCUUUGGUGCAGUUGCGCAAGCAGGAGCUGCGGUACGCGAACAGCAGUUCGUCCCGGCGGAAUGGAAACUUCAGUAUGGUCCGCAUAGCGCCACCGGAACGUUCCCUCUUUCACACGAACAAGCGCAGCAGCAUUUUUCGCAGCGGUUCGUUGCUCCUACCGAGCACAAACGAGUCAGCCAGCGAAACGUCUUUGUUCAGCGGUUUGGGGUCUGCCCGGAAUGGACCCACCGGGGGAGGUGGCGGUGAAGAGGCGGACGUUGAAAAUCGCGUAAUCACACCGUGUGCCGAGCUGGAAGCGACACCGACCCGAAGCGUACUCGAUGCGUUGAAGGAAAUAUCGCGGAAGCGCAUUAACAGCGAGGAACUGGACGCGGAUCGUAUCAAGAAGCAGUGCCAGGAGCUGUCGGAGCUUGAUGCGGCCGGCAGUGGGCCUCCAUCGUCGACGGCAGCCGUUGCCAUUGGAACGCACGGGAUGGCAACGAAGCGAACCCGCGAACAGGCGACGGAAAGUAGCCCUUCGUCACCGUCAGAACUGGGACCCGGACUGGGUGGUGUGGCCCGUCUACCAAGCUCAGGUGGCGAACAACAGUCGCAAAAGAAGCGGCUUUGCAUAAAAAACAAUGACAUUCUCAGUUCGCUCAGCUCCAGUUUGGUGACGAUGAACACACCGAAGCGAAUCAUGGUACCACGGGCGGAGCGACGCUUUAUCGCGAAUCAUGCCACUUCGAUGAGCAUGUCCAGCCCGACAAUGGGAACAAUGCCAACAUCCUCUUCCACCAUGGUCGGGCCUGCCACACCAGAGAAGUUCUCCAACUUGGCACUAAACACACCGGAAUCGCUAAGGCGAAGCGAAAGUCCAAGGGCACCCAAUGGUCACCCAAGCCGGACCAGCUCGAAUCUUGACCAUUGGAAGCAACCGGUUCGCGGUGCAAGCAACGAACCGAUGGAGCAGGCACCUACGCAGCACCGUGCCCCACCAAAGAUAACACUCUUUAACCGACCGUACGAAACAGCGAUAUCAACCUCGUCGGCGGAUAAAUCUGGCUCACCUUCUGCUAGAGGCAACAGCCGUAUAAUAGCUAGCGAUGGCGAGGAGGAUGAACACGGUGAAGGCAGCGGAAAGGUGCAGUUUGUGAAGCCGAAGGAAAAAUCACCCAACGAUAUAACCCUGUCCGGAUUGGGUACGAGCGGGUUUAGUUCUUCGCGCGAUCCGCUCAAGAAACCGGCCCCAUCGAAGCUAACCGUGAUGUUGAAGUGUUUAAGCGGCGAUCUGGACGACUAUGAAGAGGAAGAGGAACAGCAACAACCACCGCAACCACGCUUAUCGCAAGCACUUACACAAUCGCGCACCGGGUUCAGUAUAGGUCGGCCUACUUCCGCCAAGGAUACCGUAGAUGCGAUGCCCAAGGAACUUCCAACGAUCGUUGCCCCGAAGCCCGCAAACGUGACUGUAGCGGAUACGGUGGUCACUCCCGUUAGUUCACCGUCGCCUCCUUCGUCACGAACAGUCACAAACGGAUUAUCGGCUUUGAUAAACAAUCCCAUCAAAGAUACCGGGCUUGGUAAGAUAGCUUCACCUGCAUCCAAGGAGCCCAGCACUGAAACGACUGCUGCGAAACCAAGCGAAAAGAAAACUCCCGAAAUAAAUGUCGCUCAACAAUCGGAAGCUGCAAAAUCGUCAACGUUUACGUUCGGGUCUGGCGGUGCGACAUUGGCUACCAUUCCUUCAACGCCACCCAAAACGAUCGCAAGUACUGGAUUUACCUUACCGAUUAAACCCACCACAACUACUGCCGCCGAACAGAGCAGUACUGUUGCCACGGCAACCACAUUUACGUUUGGAACAUCGGUACAAUCGUCUGCCGCUCCAUCAAGCAGCAGUCCAUUCGCUGCUUUAAGCACCUCGAAUUUGAUUUCCUUCUCACCGGCUACGGCUGGAAAGCUUCCCACACCCGUACUUCAGUUUGGUGGCAGUCCGGUAACAUCAUCCACGGUCACCACCACAGCGACGCCAACCAGUACGCCAACAUUCUCCUUCACGGGUGGAGCAUCUAAAACAGCGACCCCAGCCUCAAUAACAACAACAACCACAUCUCCACAGAUAGCCUCGAGUGCCAGUUUGCCCACCUUCGGAGCUGGUUCCACGUUCGGUGGCUUUAAACUUCCCGUUUCUCCCACGGUAGCGUCCUCAUCAUCUGGUCAGCCUCAAACCAAUACCAACAGCACCACAACAGCGACGAUGUCAGCAGCAACAGCCGUGCCUCCUGUGUUGAACUUCGGUUUCAGCGGUGCUGCCAGCAACAAACCCGCAACAACAUCGGCAACAAUCCCAACGUUCGGUGCCGGAUCCUUGCUUACCAGCACGGCGGUCAGUACGGUGGGCUCUGCGAUCACGAUCACAUCUGUUGUUCCGGUUGCUGGAAGUGGGGCAUUCACGUUUGGAAGUGGCAAUACCGCAACAAAUGCUGCCCCUAUCAGUGCGUUUACGUUUGGCACAGCAGCAGCAGCAACAGCAGCGAAGGCCAGCCCUACGGCGACCGGUACAAAAAGUGCUGUUUCUUCCUCCUUGGCGCCUGCAACAACAUUCCCAACGUUCGGUUCACUGGCCGGAACUACAGGACAGGCACCAGCGACAACAACAUCAAAUACCAGCGGAACUAUUACAAACCAGACGCCAUCGCAACCAUUCAUGUUCGGUGGCGUGAAACCGACGCCCGCAACAACAGCAAACAUAUUUGGGGCUGCCACAACCACCACCAGCAGCGCACCAUCCGAUGGCAGUAAUAGCGGUGGUAAGACAAACCUAUUCGCUUCCGCAGCUUCACAACCACAACCGAACGCCACACCGUCCAUGUUCGGGGCGGUUGUUGCUGGACAAGCGUCCACUGCUGGAAACACAGCGACGGGAACUUCCAUUUUCGGUGGUGCUAUUGGUACAACAGGAACUGGAACCGCUGGAGGUGCACCAUCUCCGUUCACGUUCGGUGCCAACAAAGCGGUCACCGGAACACCUGCACCGACGAAUGGUGCUCCCAACAAUGCUCUCGCCGCUACUGGCUCCAUCUUUGGCAAUGCUGCUUCAAUAAGUUCUCCAGCAGGCAUACCAGCUCCCACAGGUGGAAUUUUCACAUUUGGUUCGACGAAACCAACGGCAGCACCAGGCACGACGCAACAAAGUAUAGCUACACCACCCCAACAACAACAACAACAACAUCAACAGCAGCCGAAUGCGCCUGCAACACUACCAAAUUCCCAAGUUAUACCCACGUUCGGUGCUGGUUCUGGUACGGCCACGAACGCAACACCAUUCACUUUUGGUGCGGUAGCAAAUAAGACGCCUGCGGGUACUACGCCCGGAUCCGGAAUGUUUGGCACCAUGUCAAACAACACCGCUGGAACGGUCGGUGGUAACACCUCUACUUCUGCCGUGCCCACAUUUGGUGCGGGCGCUAUGAACGGUACUGGCCCAGUUCCGACGUUCGGUGGUGGUUCCAUCUUUGGCAAUACACAGCGCCCGGGUACUGCUACUCCAAGCGCCCAAAAUCAAGUGGCCGGUUCCAUCUUUGGAGCAACACAACCGAACGGACCUCAGAGUGUAUCGAACAAUGCAGCGGCAGCUCCGGCACCAACGGCUUCAUCCGGAGGUUUGUUUACCUUUGGUGCGACCAACAGCGCUGCAUCCAGUAAUAACAACACCUCAUCCGGCACGUUUGGUGCAACCGGUGUAACCGGCAGUACCUUCGGUGGCUUUAAUGCUACCGGUGGAGGUCUUGCGAAUGGUAUCGGCACCACCAAUCAGACGACGACACCCAACAAACCGUUCACGUUCGGUGCGACCAACACCAAUGCCGGUGGUACGAUGCAACAAAACAAUCUAAACCCGCAACAACAGGCAACACCCAGUGCACCGGGCGGUUUCAACUUUAACCUUGGUUCGAAUGCGGCCAAACCGUUUAACUUCACCGGUGGGAUCGGUAGCGUCAACACGAACGGAAAUGUAUCGUCUCCACCAAUGUUCGGGUCACCGGUAGCAACGGGUGGCAACACGAACCCAGCCGGCAAUGCGUCACCCUUCACAUUCGGCGCAAUGGUAAAUGGGGGGAAUUCAUCCACCGGCAACAAUACGUCGGCCACCCCGGGACCAUUCACGUUCGGUGCAUCGGUAGGACAGCAGGGCCCGGGUGCAGGUGGUGGUGUAACGUCACCGUUCAAUUUCUCUGCCGGUAAUGUAGCGGCCGUUGCACCGCAACCACAGCAACAACCGGGCGCAGCGUUUAACUUUGGCGGUCAGCAGCAGCAGCAGCAGCAGCAGCCGUUCGGGAUGGUGGGCGGUGUUACGCCAGCAUUUGGUGCACCACCUGCCUUUGGUGGUCCGGGUGUGGUGCCCGGUGGUGGAGUUAUGCCAACGUUCAGCAUCGGUACGAACUCGACACCUAAUGGACCGACGGUUGGCCAGCGGCGAAUAAAGGUGGCGACGAGGCGCGUUAAGUGA
Messenger RNA from Anopheles marshallii, 4968 nucleotides. Its product is annotated as nuclear pore complex protein DDB_G0274915. NCBI's taxonomy places the organism in Eukaryota, Metazoa, Arthropoda, Insecta, Diptera, Culicidae. The record is from RefSeq and is a predicted model, not a curated record. The transcript is spliced from 2 exons. The coding region runs from base 1 to 4968 and encodes 1655 amino acids.